Molecule: messenger RNA, 1514 nt
Organism: Fragaria vesca subsp. vesca
Lineage: Eukaryota; Viridiplantae; Streptophyta; Magnoliopsida; Rosales; Rosaceae
Exons: 5
Coding region: 125-1414 (429 amino acids)
Cellular component (GO): plasma membrane
Source: RefSeq, a predicted model, not a curated record
CACCAUCAUUGCUCGAGCGUCACCGACAGGCUCCUCCGUUAUCUUAAACCCUAAGCCACCUCCCUCCCUAAAUAGCCCCAAUUCUCUUCCCCCACCACACUCCAUUAAUUCCCAAAUCAAAACCAUGUCGAAUCCCACCUCUCUCUACCCUCAAGUCAUCCAGACCAACCCAGACGCCCCAAAGCCCUCUUCUUCUUCCUCCUCCUCUAUGUACCCUUCAGUCGACGUGGCCCACCUCGCGGAGGACCUCUUCCCCGAAAACGACGCCGUUUCGGAAACGAACCAAAAUCUCCAAUCCUCGGAAGAAAUCCUGGUCAAGAUUCCGGGGGCGAUCGUCCACCUCAUCGAGAAAUCCUACAGCAUUGAGCUGGCCUGCGGCGACCUCACCAUCGUCGCUCUCCGGCAAGGCGGCAACGUAGUCGCGGUCCUGGCGCGCGUUGGCGACGAGAUCCAGUGGCCGUUGGCGAAAGACGAGGCGGCGGUGAAGCUUGAUCACUCUCACUAUUUCUUCAAUCUUCGAGUCCCGGCGGAUGGCUCGUCGGAGAAUGGAGAAAUAGAGCUGCUGAAUUACGGGCUGACGAUUGCGACCAAGGGGCAGGAUGGCUUGAUGAAGGAAUUGGACCGGGUUUUGGAGACUUAUAGUUGCUUUUCGGAGCAGAAGAUGGAAGGAUUGGAGCAUUGGGAUGUUCUGGACGGGACCGUGGCGAGGGAGACUACGCCGGAGGAUUUGAGUUGUACUGACAGGAAGAAACUGAUGGGCGACAGCUCGGCUGCGUACUGGACUACAUUGGCUCCGAAUGUGGAGGAUUACAGCGGGAGGUGUGCCAGGAUGAUCGCUUCGGGGUCGGGGCAGCUUAUUAGGGGGAUUUUGUGGUGUGGGGAUGUGACUGUGGACAGGCUCAAGUGGGGGAAUGAGUUCUUGAAGAAGAGGAUGGGGCCAUGUUCCAGUUCCGAGAUUAGUCCUGAGACAUUGAAGAGGAUCCAAAGGGUUAAGAGGUUGACGAAGAUGUCGGAGAAAAUGGCCUCUGGAAUCCUUUCAGGGGUUAUUAAAGUAUCUGGAUUCUUUACAAGUGCAAUUGUUAACUCGAAAGUGGGCAAGAAAUUUUUCAGCCUUCUCCCUGGAGAAAUUGUCCUGGCUUCCUUGGAUGGAUUCAGCAAAGUCUGUGAUGCCGUUGAAGUUGCUGGAAGGAAUGUCAUGUCAACCUCAUCUGUUGUCACGACUGGACUUGUUUCACAGAGGUACGGCGAACCAGCAGCGAAGGUCACAAAUGAAGGGCUUGAUGCUGCAGGGUACGCUAUUGGGACUGCUUGGGCAGUGUUCAAGAUAAGAAAGGCUCUCAACCCGAAGAGUGUUAUCAAGCCUACAACUCUUGCUAAAGCUGCUUCUGAAGCAAAGUCCUCCAAGUCGAACUAAACAAGUAGCAGCAGCAAAAUGGCGUCUACUUUGCAUUUAUAUGAUCUGAAUGUCAGUGCACCAAAGGAUAAUAUGUGGUUUGAAUGGCAUCUCCCUUCUU